UAACUGUAGCCAAGUUACAGCAGCAGUUCGUAUCAGUUUCAAAAGUAGAACGGUGUGGUAUGGAUUACCGGUCCACGUUAUAACAAAUGUAAGUUUGAAUUUUCAAUUUUCGGUAACGAGUGCGUUUUUUUUUCUGGUUUUCCUUCUACAUGCCGGUGUAUAUAAUUAUUAAACUCAAAAUGAUAGUGAUUCGUGUCAAAGAAUUCGCGAACUUAAACUUUUAAUAUUCUGUAUAGUCUAAAUAAUCAAUUCCUGUAGUAUAGUUUUCGAAUUGAUCGAGUUUGUUCCGCUCGCGCCGAUCGAUCGCAAUUUUUUCAUCAUAAUUUUUUCUUUUCGGCCAAUAAUCUCAUGCUUGAGCCCGCUAGCAUGACUAUAUUUACAUACUCAAAACAAUUCGCUGUUGAAAGAGCACAGAUGAAUUCGACCACUUCGCCUCUGGAAGAUGCAGACAAUCACCGGAAGCUGACGUUGAAUUUGGGCCGAAAUCAAGACUGCUCCAACAAUCGCGGAGCUAACCAUAUAAAUUUCAGCGUAGCUGCCCUUUUGGCCGAUACGCGAAAUCGCAAAACACCUUCGCCUUUGCCGGAACAACCGGUCGUGUCUUCCGAAGAUGAUAUCCCAGAAAAUGACGACGAUUUGGAAAUGGAUUCGGCAGACGAUGACGAAAAUAUCGACGUCGAAGCCGUCAAAAGAUCUAGUCCGGAAAAUUCGAGAACGCCGCCUCAUUCGUUGAAUUCAUUUUUACAAAAUCCCGCUUCCAGCAUCAUGGCUGCGAGGUUUAUGCUCGGAUCGCAGCCGGUUACUCCGGUCAGACCUACACCUUUUAGCGCUUUGGCCGCAGCCGCCGCAGCAUAUUCGGCCGGAUUGCAGCAUUCGUCUACUUGGCCCUCUGUUCAUGGACCCUACAAUCCUACGUCUUCGGUUUUUCCAUCGUUCACCAAUACACUUUCAAACUCGCCAGAUUCGAAUAACGGAGAUGCACCUAAACUGAAGUGUAAUUUAAGAAAACACAAACCAAAUAGAAAACCUAGAACACCUUUCACAACGCAACAGUUACUUAGUUUAGAGAAAAAAUUUAGAGAAAAGCAAUACCUAAGUAUAGCCGAGCGAGCUGAAUUUUCCAGUUCACUUCAUCUCACCGAAACACAGGUUAAAAUAUGGUUUCAAAACAGAAGAGCAAAAGCGAAACGAUUACAAGAAGCUGAAAUUGAGAAAUUAAAAAUGGCCGCAGUUGCGGCAGCCAGACCUCCGCAUCCACUUUACGGACCUCCGCAUCCGGCCGCUCAUUUGCAACACUUUUACCAACCUCAUCCGGCAGAUACGGCCGCAUUAUUACACCAACAUCACUCAUUGAGCGCUCUACUCAAUUCCAGGCAUCCUAUGCCACAUCUCAUACCGCCAGGUUUAUCACCUCCAAGUCAAACAAAUCAUCCGAAUCCUAAUGGACCAUCUCCUGCGCCGACGAAUGUAACGAGAUCUCCGUCUCCCAGUUCCGGUUUGUCUUAAAUCGUAUAGUUCCUUUUUAUAUAUUUUUUAGAAUGUAUAUGUCGUCUUUAUGUGUAGUAGUAUUUUCGCGAAUCUUUGAUAACUUUAAUCUAUUAUUUCUCUUCAUUUUCCAUACCUUAUAUACCGUUCGUCGAUUGUUUUUUUUCUAUCUAAACAGAAAUCCCUGAUUGCACCUAUAUUUUUUAUAUUCAUAUUAUUUCUAGUCGUUCAAUAUGGAGUAUCGAUGUAUGAUCUGAUUCAGUAUCGUAUUGAAAAUAUUGCUUACCUAUCAACAAAUUUCAAAAAGGUGCCAUUUUACCCAUUUUAUCUACCUAAUACCCACGUCAUUAUACCUAUGCCGGCUAUGCCUAUUGCGCUUAACGAAAUUUCAACUAAUCCUUGUCAACCAACUCUGUCUAGGUCUAUAUUUGUAUCAACUAUUUACUCAAGUUAAUCGUUUCAAAAAAUUAUGAAAAUAAUAUCCUAUAGCAAUUUUCUCUAUUAGUAGGAGCUUGUAUCUGCAAAUGAGUAAAAGUCCAGUUCAAUGUUCAGUUGCUUACUGCUUAGGUACACAUGUCAAAAUUCAAAAAAUCCAACUGUGUGAAGAUAAUCUCUUAUAGGUGUAAGUACGUACUUGAUAGAUGAUCACAUCAGUAAAAAAAAAAUCACUGGAAAUUAAAUACCUGGGUCUGGGUCUUCUGAUUCGGUCAAUGAUAUCCCUUUCAAGUUGAUCUUUAAAGUACCUAGGUAUGACCAUUUCGUAACAACCAAAAUGCAGGAGAAGGUGGGGAGGGGGGAGGUUGAGCAUUUCUUUAGAAAAAAAAAAAAAAAUGUUUGUUCCAAUCGCAAAAUUUGGUCAAAAAUUGUGCUUCAAGAGUUUACUAAUUCAAAUUCAAGAGUGAUGAGUUCUAAAAUUUGAAAUUAGAUUCUUGGGUAAAUAAUGUUGAUAGAUAUAACCUUCAGCAUAAAAAUAAUAUCUACUGGGUGCGCAAUUGAAUCGGGUAACAUUCGAUUCAAUUGCGCACCACGUGGGUAUAGGUUUUAGGUCUGUCAUGUCAUCAAAGCAGAUAUAACUUUCAUCUAACUAUAGGAUCAUAAUUAUUACUACCUACCUACCUAUCUUUAUCUACAAAAUGAAAAAUCGAAUAGGUACCUAUAAUAUUUGAAACAAAAUAGACAUAAAUGUCACCAAUAGUUAAUUUAUUUAAUUGUCAAUGAAAAACAAAUUGAAAAAUGCUGAAACUAUAUUUAGUGUAAUGCGUUUAAUUUAAAUUUCCUUCUAUCUGUUUGGUAUCAUUUUGAAUUUGAUAUUUCAGUCCGAUAAUAACUUUUAUACUUACAAGCAAUAAACUGAUAAUUUAUAAAUUUAUUUACGCUAUAACAAAAUUGAAGAAUACUUAAUUACUGGUAUUUUUAUUUUUCACUAUGUUAGACUCGAACUGAUAUAAUACGAUAAAAACAAAUUGAAUUUUUAUUAUUUUUUUUUCUGCGUGAAAUUGAAUAGGUAUCAAAGAAUGCAAGGGAAACAAGAGUAAAAGUUGAAACAUUCGAGCAAACUGUAGGGAGACUUGAUACGCAGACUCUUUCGUAUUCAUCCCUUAGCACUAGGGGAAAUUUUUAGAAAAAAAUCAAACAAACAAAACGUAGGAUUCGGCAAAUAACGAAACAUCAGCUCCUCCCAUUUAAAUUCACUGCGACUCUCGCAGCAAAUAAUCUUUCACCGUUGUUCGCCGAAUAAAAAUAAAAAAAAUAGGUCGUAUAAUUUUGCAAAAUCGACAGAUUUUUCAGCGCUUUUCACGCGCAACAGAAAAAAAACGAAACGAAAAACGAUAAUUUACAGCGCUUGUUUUAUUACGAAAAUUGUAACAGUAUUUUGUGUUAUGAGUGGUUACGUAAUUGCAUUCAUAUAUACUUACUUGAAUUAUUGCCGGGAUUUUCAAGUAUUUUAUAUAAUUUCGCCAAAGAACAAUUUCUUUUAUUAAUUUUAUUAAAAUUGUACAAUAAUUUAUAUACGUGUUUGUAUUUACUUUGUUUAUAUGUAUGAUUUUUUUUUCUGCGGUACAUAGUUGUAAAAUAGUUUCCUAUGUAUUCCUUUUUAAUAUGUGAUUUUUGUACUUAGAUUUUUUAGACUUUUCAGUGUGAUUACUUAUUUAUUUAAAUAUAACUAUAUUCCUAUUUUCUCCCCUUUUUAUCUAUGAUUAUUAUAGAUUGUUAGGCCUAUAUUAAGGACUUCUUUGAUUUUGUUGCAUUUCAAUUUCUAGGCCUAUCUACCUUUUUUUUUUCUCAACUUGACGCGUCAUCAUUAUGCUUUUUUUAAAAUAGUGUAACAUCGAAAACGUGCAAUAUGCAAAAUGUCAAUUGAUACGUCGAGUAAACUUUUCAAUUUUUCUCCCAAAAAUUUACUAUUACCUAUUGUUGAAAUUAAGAGAUAAAAUUAAAUUACGUUCCUAUAAUGUGCGUUGUACACACAAUGGGAGUUUCACAUACUCUUAGUUACCACACCAAAUUCCAUACAAGACAAAACAAAAAAAAAUUGAUAGGAAUUUUUCGUUCAAAAUUGAUUAAUAUAUUUUUUUGUAAGUAACGAUUUACAUUUUUUUUUGUAAAAAUAUAUGCCAUGUUGAAAAUAUGUUAAACGAUUGGUUUUUUUCUUUUAUCCUUUUUUUUUACCAUUUCAAAUUUAUUGUGUAAAAAUACGUGAAAAAGUUGAUAUACUUAUUUCCAAUAAAUUGUUUUCUUCAUAAAAA
Planococcus citri (citrus mealybug) is the source of this 4232-nucleotide messenger RNA. Its product is annotated as muscle segmentation homeobox-like. Gene Ontology annotation, biological process: embryonic morphogenesis; regulation of transcription by RNA polymerase II. The record is from RefSeq and is a predicted model, not a curated record. Gene Ontology annotation, cellular component: nucleus. The transcript is spliced from 3 exons. NCBI's taxonomy places the organism in Eukaryota, Metazoa, Arthropoda, Insecta, Hemiptera, Pseudococcidae. Gene Ontology annotation, molecular function: RNA polymerase II transcription regulatory region sequence-specific DNA binding; DNA-binding transcription factor activity, RNA polymerase II-specific. Bases 349 to 1506 code for a protein of 385 amino acids.